This is a messenger RNA of Brassicogethes aeneus, 429 nucleotides long. Lineage: Eukaryota; Metazoa; Arthropoda; Insecta; Coleoptera; Nitidulidae. The record is from the annotation of a GenBank genome assembly.
AUGGAUCCCUAUUUAAUGAAAAAAGGAGUUCAAGUAUCAGGAUCCAGCUCUACAGACGAGUGCCAAGUUACCCCAGUUAUUCAUGUUUUGCAAUACCCUGGAUGUGUACCUAAACCAAUACCAAGUUUCGCGUGUAUUGGAAGAUGCGCUUCGUAUAUCCAAGUGUCUGGCAGCAAAAUUUGGCAAAUGGAACGUUCGUGCAUGUGUUGCCAAGAAUCAGGAGAAAGAGAGGCUUCAGUAUCGUUAUUUUGUCCAAAAGCCAAACCAGGGGAGAGAAAAUUCAUCAAGGUAACAACAAAAGCCCCCCUGGAGUGCAUGUGUCGUCCGUGUACAGGAGUUGAAGAAAGUGCCAUUAUUCCACAAGAAAUUGCUGGUUACGCAGAUGAAGGCCCCUUAUCAAAUCAUUUCUUAAAAUCGCACCAACAAUAA